GGAGGGGUAAUGGAAGAGAGGGGGGCUCACUCCGCAAGGCUGCGUUUAGACAAAAAUCAUGGCGGAUGGCCCCAGGUGCCAGCGCAGAAAACAGACACAGCCACGACACAGCAGCGUGAGGAGUUUAAGAAGCGUGCCAGAGGCGACCUCAGAUUCAGAUGAUGAAGACAAACUGCACAUUGUAGAGGAGGACAGUAUUCACGAUGAUCCCGGCCAAAAGCCCCCAGUGUUACAGCUCAAAACUUCACAACAAGACACGGUCAGCCAAGACGAUGGUAGCCUGGGGCCAGAUGCUUCGAUACAAGAAAUAAGGGUCAAAGAGGAGUGUGUCACUGAUGAGGAGGAUGAUUGUGCUGAUGUUGAUGUGACCGCUGAGGAACAGCAGCAGGCAGAAAUGAAGGCCAUUUACUCAGAUACCCCAGAUGAGCUUCAGAGCACUCCAGAGAGAGGAGUCCACGAUGAAAACGGAACUCCCGACGCAUUCUCUCACAUGUACACCUGUCCCCACUGUUCCCGUGGUUACAAGCGCCAAACCUCUCUAAAAGAACACAUUAAACUCCGGCAUGAGAAAAGCGAGGACAACUACUGCUGUUCGCUGUGUAGCUACACUUUCACCUACCGCACACAGCUGGUCCGUCACAUGACCGCACACAAACACAUCCGGGAGCAGCGCAAUAUUUCUCAGUCAGGUGGAAACAGGAAGUUCAAAUGUACAGAAUGCUCCAAGGCCUUCAAAUACAAACAUCAUCUGAAAGAACAUCUUCGCAUUCACAGCGGUGAAAAGCCAUAUGAGUGCUCAAAUUGUCAAAAGCGCUUUUCCCACUCGGGGUCCUACAGUUCUCACAUCAGCAGUAAGAAGUGCGCAAGUGUGACGUCCGCAGUCAACGGCUUGGCCCGCACACCAGGGGUAAAAACAACUCUAAUGCUCUCUCGCCCUACACCCAUCCUCCUGAGAGAGAAGGUGGAUGUUACCAACAAGCCUUUACAGGAGCAACUCCCCCUUAAGCAGAUCAAACAAGAGCCUGUUGAGCAUCAAACCAAACCUGUGUCAACAACGCCCACUACCACCAAUGGAGUUGUUCAGUCAUCAAACCCGCAAGGUGUUGUUCAGACUUUGGUGGUGCCCACUCUCGGGCUAGUCCAUCCAUUCAGCAUCAACCUUAGUGACUUGCAAAACGCAAUAAAUGCAGCGAUGGACGGUAAUGGUGCUCGGCCAGUGUUGGUUAGCACCAACGUGAACGGGACAAAUGCCAAAAUCAUAGGCCAAGUUCAGACGCCAACGCCAACGCAGCCGCAAGCUGUUCUGUUACAAACGCACCAACAGCGACAAGUGAUUUCUGCUUUCUCUGUGCCAGUUGUGGGCCAGGAUGGAAAUGCCAAAAUUAUUAUUAACUACAACCCCCAACUAGAACCACAACUUAGAAAUGCAGCAAAAGCAAAAACAUCACAGUCUGUUGUAGAGCAGUCAACUGUGACAGAGCCUGUUGAGGAGCAAACUGAUACGGCACAGGUUAAAUAUACUGUAUCUGAUGUUAUACAGCCAAACGUAGCGCAGGGUCUUUUAUCCCAGUCCAAUGUGACUGAAACCCAAACAUCACUUAGUCCAAAACCUACACAGGUUAGUAUAGUUCGACCGAUCCAAGUCGGAAACUCCAGCAAACCUGCAUCCAUCAUCAAGAUAACACCUGCGCAGGCUGCCAGGUUGGUCCAGGCACGCGCGGCACAACCAAAGUUCACCCAGCAAACUCUUCUGCUAGUGAGAAGAGCUGAUGGGACGCAAAGCCUGGUGGUUCGUCAGGUUGCUGUUGGCAAUCCCAACACGCAGGGAACUCUAGCUGUGGAGACCAAAGCCACAGAGAUGACCUCAACCUCAGAAAACCCUGUAAACAUGCAAGUUGAAAACAUAAAAAUUAAAACCGAACCUGAAUCUCCGUCCAAACCUGAGACAGAGAUGGAUGCAGACGGAGAGAAGGACGUACACACCGAUGGAAAUGAAGAGGAAGGGAAACAAACAACGGUGGAAGAUAAGCUGACAGUCUCACAUUCUGGAACGGUUCACAGCGGUGUUGCCUGCGGAGAUAACUUCCAUAACUACGCCACUUGUCUGGUUUGCGAUAACAGCCCAGGCAAACGUAAUGGCAUCGACUGUCUGAACGGUGACGCCAAAGGGUCGCCUACAACGAUCUCUCUCACCUCUCUACUAGAUAAGGAUAAAAGUGGAGCGGCAGAACGUCUCCUUCCUCUCCUCAAGGCCUACAGUCAGAACCCUCAGCCGACGGAGGAGCAGCUGUCUCAGGUUGCGAAGAAGGUUAGACUUCCUUUAGAGGCAGUCAGCAAGUGGUACCUGAGGAUGCGUUCCAAGAGGAUCUUGCUCCAGGGUGAAAAAAAACAGAAAAAUAAUAACCAAGAAAGAGCAUCAUGUGACUCAACUCAAGACACCUGCACUCCUGCUAGUCCCCCCGAUAACACCUCAACAGAGCUCCAAAAUGGACUCCACAGCGCCAGUCCUUCUCCUGUCCCUUCUCCGACCAGCGUGUCCACCGAAGAUCUUAAAGUCAUUGUGAAGACAGAAGACGUGGAAGAGGAGUUGCAGUCGGAGCCUCUGGACCUCUCGCUUCCUAAAUCCAGCCCCGCUCAGGCCAACGUCACCACCAAGCUGCCAAUCUCCGCCCAAAAGGAGCCGCUCAAUCUCACCUGCCUCAAAAAACAAGAGUUUCUUGGCAACACCAUCUAUGUGGCGCAGACCUGCUCUGGUCCGUUAAACAUCAUGGCAACGUCGUUGCAGACACUGGUUGCCAUAGCAGAGCCAGGCCAUGCCCCCUGCAUUGGUGCUACGGUCUCUGGUAACAAACAGACUAUCCUCAUCCCUCAGCUCACGUAUACAUACAACUCCAACGUGAAGACGACCGACAGCACCGCUGUGAACACAAAGGGGAUGGUGGUACUCAGCAGUUGCCUGAAAGUAACAGAUGCUACGACUGACUCAGUGUCAGCGAAAGAGGACCAGAAUGACGAAGCCUCAUCUGUCCAGAAAAAGAGGAAGAAGAUUUCCGGUGGCCUGUAUGCCUGCAAUCUGUGUGACAAGAUCUUCCAAAAGAGCAGCUCGCUGCUGCGACAUAAGUAUGAGCACACAGGAAAGCGACCAUACGAAUGCGGCAUCUGUCAAAAGGCUUUUAAACACAAGCACCACCUGAUCGAGCAUACGCGACUACACUCUGGAGAGAAGCCGUACCAGUGUGACAAGUGUGGGAAACGGUUCUCUCACUCUGGAUCUUACUCUCAGCACAUGAACCACCGAUACUCCUACUGUAAGAAAGAGAGCAAUGAGCAUCCAGACCCGAACAGUACCCCCACGCCACCCUCUCAUCUCGACUCUGACGACAGAGAGAGCGAUGGGGAGGAGGAAGAGGAUUUAUCCGGUCUGGACAUGAGCGACAUCAGAGUGGUUCGAAUAGGGGAGGAAUAUGAUGAGGAGGAGGAAAGUGGGGGAGAGGAAAAGCAGGGAAAUACACAGGAAGAUACAGAGGAAGAAGAAACGACGAUGGAGGUGGACACUCAGGAAGAGGAAGUGUGGGAAACUAUGGAAACGGAGGACGCUUUGGAAACUGAGGAAUCAAGGGAGGAAUCAGGCUACAUUGAAGGUGACCUAAAUCAUGAAGAAAAUGCAGAGAUGGCAACUGAAGAGGAACAAAAUGACUGAAGGAGUUGUCACGUAGGACAUGGUGACCUUCUCAGCAUCACAUACAAUCCCCGGAUUGCCAUGGAAACUGUUUCAGCGCUUUACUGUGUAUAAAGCCCAGGUGUGCCUGAUUCACAAACAAUAUGUUCCUUGUUUUAAAGAAAUAUUCAGCUUUAACAAGGAAAAAGAGAAAGAAAGUCCAACGUAAAUAGACUUCUUGGGACUUUGAAGUUUGUUGUUUGCUUGGUUGUGUUACUGAAUCGCCCCGGUAUGUCGAUUUAUCAGUGUUCAUGUUUUACUUUUUUCCGGUUUUAUUCUCUGUACAGUCAGAUUUCUAUACCUUUUAUACUUGCCAAUGAAGUUUACGAAAUCAGUAUUUUAGAGUUUUGAGAAACAAAACUAAAAUCCGCACUGCAGGUAUAACCGGUUUACUCACAGGUGUGAAUCUCACAAGAACUGUCAAGAAACACAUUUUACCCCCAAAACUAAAGAAUUUUUAAAUUCAACAAAUUCAGCCUGUUAUAAGGACUGUUAUUUUUUGUUUUUGAAAUGUAAAACAUUCAUGACAGUUAAAAAUCCAAUUGCAAAUUACAUCUUAAGUAUACAUCAAGUAUUUUCUGUCCUAAUACAGAUUAUUUUAUUAAUGUAUUUACUUGUAUUAUUUUAAUUCAUGUAUUAAUGCAAAGGGUGUUAGAGGAUGAUGAUUUGCAUUCAUAUUACAGAAAUGAAAAUUGGGAGUAUUAGGGAAAUAUUGUCAUGAAAAUCGUCACAAUGCAAAAUAUCUGCUGUCCUAACGUUUUCACUUCUUUUUCUCUUUAUUUUGGGGUGAAAUGUGACCCGGACAUUUCUGUGUGAGAUUCACUAACAGAUACGUAAUGCCUCAAGUUUAAGAUACCAUUCAGUAUUUUUACCUAUUUAAAACAAGCAAGCUGUUGUUGGCAUUGCCUUGUUUUCCCACCGGACUGUUUGUCUGCCUUAUGAAGGAAAUUAGUUUGCACUUCACCAUCGAGAGCUCAUCUAUAAAUACGGAGACUUUUUUUUAAAUUAGCAAUUGCAAAAAAUGGUUACAGGAAUGCGUCUUGUCAUUUUCCAAAUGAAUCAUUUUCCUGAUAGCUUUUAAACUGUACAUUGACGAAACUGAAAAAGGGUUUUACCAAUUCAGUUUUGUAUAAAGCACUCCAAAACAGUUCUCAAAUUCAUUUGUUUUAAUAAAUCACCAAAAUAUGUUUUGUUAUAGAAGGUUCUCUAAACUUAAGUACAUAAUCAUGACAUUAUAAGAAAAAGAAAAACUUCAGUCAGGGAAAUUGUUUGUUGUGUCAACCUCAAAGCCAAUUUUAUGUGUUAUUUCUUUGACCUUUGUUUGGCUUUCUAUUGUAAUAUUAGUCUGUGUGCCGUCGUUUAUAGUAGAUGAUCUAGAGAACUGCACACCCAUAGCCUUAUGCAAGACCGCCAAGCUGUAAAUGUCAUUCACAACGUUAAUAUAGUGUUCCACAGACAAUCUAGACUUUUAGUCAGCUGGCCAAGAAAUAAAGUAAAUUAAAUGAGAUAAAUCCCAGCCAAUUGUCAAGAAGUACAGAUGACAAAGACUGUAAAAAAAAGUUUGUGACACUGCCCUCUAUCUGUGAUAAUCAAAAUGGCACAUCAUCUAGCUGUUCAGUGUUUCAGUGUUAAGAAAUGUUAAUUGUUUUUAAAGCAAACAGUCUUUCAUCCUCUUUAAGCUUACCUUUGUGAACUCAAACACAAUUAUUGUCAACAAAAUGAACUGUAUUGUUGAAAUAAGAUAUAAUAUUUAAAGCCGUAUUAAACCAAACCCAGUAAAUUGUAACUGCAUGUCAUUGAUAAGAACAUGUACAUUAAGGAAUUUUCUGCAUUUCACAACUUUUUUGUUGUAUGCGACACCUCGAGUUGAAACAAGUAAUUGAACUAGGCAAUUAUUACAAAUUAGUAGUAAGAUAAAGAAUAUUUUUUCUCCCAAUAUACAUCAAGGGUAUGAAUCAUAGGAUUGUAUAGAUAAAGUGUGUGCUAGUGUGGGCAGUAUUUGUCAGUUAGAGCCAAAAUUUCCCUUCAAGUUACUGAUUUAGAUUAAGAUUAAUAAGGCUCGAGGCUUGACAGCCGAAAUAAAAUAUUGCAUCUAAAAGCCAGCGCGCAGGAAAGAUACACUCGAUUAUAGGAAAGCAAAAAUGGCUAGAUAAGUGCAGAAUGAAAACAGCACUUGCAAUAUGUGUAUAGACUUCAAAUGUUUUUAGUUGACUGUUUGGGCAAACAUUACAGUAUUAUUAAUCUCAAUGUAUUGCUUAAUGUUUAUUCUUUUUUUAUGUUUAUGCAUGUGUAUAUUGUGUUUACCACCAGUAUUAUUGUCAUUGACAAAUGUUUCAUUUUUUAGAUACUUCUUAUUUUUGUAUUGCUUUAUUUAUUACAUGUGUAAUACACAAUACUGUAGUUUAACACAAUGAUAUAUUUUAGAAUUGAUCUCAGUGCCACGAAGGAGUUUAUACCAUGAAUAUGAAGCUGAACUUUACAGUGUUAGUUUUUUAAUUUUAAGUUACUUUAUAUUACUACAGAAAGGUAAUAAUGAAGUCAUUUGCACUCAUUGCCAGUUUGGUCAAACCCACUUCUUCAGCAACUUUACAGUAAAAAAUCAUAACUGACCCUUAAACCUGUGAUAAAAGAGCAUGAAUUCAUAUUGUUGUACUGGUGUUAAAAUUGCUAUUUUGAAACCAAAAUAAGUCAACUCAUUUUAUCUCCAUGUGUUUUCAUUUGUGCCAAAUUUGCAUUGUGUGUGUGUGUCAUAUUUCCCAAAAGGGGAAGAUGAAUCCAUCAUUUGUAGAAUUUGUCUUCCUUUGUUUCUUUUUAUGAUUCCCCAUAUAAUAAAAUGAAGUGAACCAUCAA
Molecule: messenger RNA, 6568 nt
Organism: Triplophysa dalaica
Lineage: Eukaryota; Metazoa; Chordata; Actinopteri; Cypriniformes; Nemacheilidae
Gene: zeb1a
Product: zinc finger E-box binding homeobox 1a
Exons: 11
Coding region: 59-3700 (1213 amino acids)
Biological process (GO): regulation of transcription by RNA polymerase II; anatomical structure development
Molecular function (GO): RNA polymerase II cis-regulatory region sequence-specific DNA binding; DNA-binding transcription factor activity, RNA polymerase II-specific
Source: RefSeq, a predicted model, not a curated record